GAGAAGCAAAACAAGGAAGAGGAAAAAGGGAAGAAAAAAGAGAAGGGGAAGAACAAAGGGAAGAAGGAGGAGAAAGGGCCGAGUGAGGAGCAGGUGAAAGCACCGAUUGCAGCUCCAGAGCCUGAGCUUAAAACUGAGCCAGACACUGAGCAGGCUCCUGAUCAGCACUCGAUAAGCAGCGCAGAGACACAGCAGGCUCAAGAGGAACACAAGGAAGAAGCUGCGAUAAAGAAGGAGCCCGAAGUUGUGGAAGAAGUAAAGGAGGACACAGUGAAAAAAGAAGAAGAACCAGCAGAACAGGAGAAAGAAGCCAAAGGAGAGGAUAAAGCAAAGGAGAAGGCAAAGGUGGAGAAGACAAAGAAGGAGGAGGCGAAGAAGGAGAAGCCUGUAAAAGAAACGAAGACCGAGAAGAAGGCAGAAGAGGCUAAAGGCUCCAAACGUCAGAAAACCAUGCAAUGCAAAGUCACCUUACUGGACGACGCUCAGUUUGAGUGUGAGCUUGAUAAACAUGCUAAAGUCCAAGAACUUCUAACAAAGGUGUGCGACCACGUCAACCUGCUGGAGAGAGAUUACUUUGGCCUCUGUACCUGGGAAACCCCAAACAGCAAGACAUGGUUGGAAUCCACCAAAGAGAUCAGGAAACAGGUUUCAGGUGCUGUGUAUGAGUUUACAUUCGGUGUAAAGUUCUAUCCUCCUGAUCCAGCACAGCUAACUGAAGACCUCACCAGGUACUUUCUGUGUCUCCAGCUGAGGAAGGACAUUAUGUGUGGUGUUCUUCCCUGUUCCUUUGUCACACUGUCCCUGCUGGGCUCCUACACAGCCCAGUCAGAGCUGGGAGAGUAUGACCCAGAGCUCCAUGGACCAGAUUAUGUUAAGGAGCUGAGCCUGGCCCCAGGACAGAGCAAAGAGCUGGAGGACAAGGUGACGGAGCUGCACCGCACAUACAGGUCUAUGAGUCCAGCCCAGGCAGACAUAUUGUUUCUGGAAAAUGCCAAGAAACUUGCCAUGUAUGGAGUUGACCUGCACCAGGCUAAGGAUCUUGAUGGUGUUGACAUUACGUUGGGGGUUUGCUCUAGUGGUCUGAUGGUUUACAAGGACAAGCUGAGGAUCAACCGUUUCCCUUGGCCGAAAGUGCUCAAGAUCUCUUACAAACGCAGCAGCUUCUUUAUCAAAAUCAGGCCAUCAGAGCAAGAGCAGUAUGAAAGCACAAUUGGCUUUAAACUGCCCAACUACAAAGCCUCCAAGAAGCUGUGGAAAGUUUGCGUUGAACACCAUACCUUCUUCAGAGUUCCAACAGUAGAGCCCCCCUCAUCACGUCGCUUCCUCGUCUUGGGCUCUAAGUUCCGGUACAGCGGGCGUACUCAGGCCCAGACCCGCCAGGCCAGCUCCAUGAUUGACCGCCCAGCCCCUCGCUUCACACGCUCUGCGAGCAAGAGGCUGUCCCGUAAUCUAGAUGGAGCUGGAGAUGAAACUCUCCAGUUCCUGCAGCAACUCUCAGCAUCAACCAGUUCUGAGGUUGAUGAUUGGUUGCUGAGAUCUGACAAACCGAAGCCUUCUCCUGAAUUCCCAGCCAGAGGGGAGUCUGAGCAGACUUUCAUUCGGCCCUGGGAGGAAGGGCAGUCUGUUCACACAGUCACAGUAAAAUGGCAGGACACUGAGACUGAGCAGACUGGCUCUCAAACCACUGCCCAGACAGUCAGUCAGCUGUGGCAGGAGCUGGCAUUGGAUAAGCAACAGCAGAGGAGAAAGUCGGACGAGUGGUCUGCCCUGCUCAAUCGUCUUCCUCCUUUUCCCUUUGUCCCACCUUUUGAUUCUGUGAAAGAGCCAGCUAAGCUCAGCUUGGCAAAAAUUAGCUCUAUGGACCGGCUGUUGCAACCAGCACUGAUACAGCAAGAUGAUUGGUUCCUUUACUUUGACCGAAUCUUCAGCCUAUCCUCGCUUCAGCGUGUUGACAAACCAUUCCUCCCAGUCUCUCCCCAAGCUCAGUUCCAGGUCCAGGAGGAGGAUGAGCAGGGCAUUUGUGUGGCAGAGCAGGAAGUGACCAGUGAGGAGGACAUUGACAGGCAGCAGGAAACUGUGAUCUUGGUCCACAAGCUGAGAGUGGUGGAUGUUUUGGAAAGGAAGCUGAGGGAAGUUAGGGAUUUAGAGGAAAGGCUCCAGGAAAUGGAUGAGACAGCAGAGCUACUUCAGGAAGUAAUAGAAGAGGAAUUGGGUAAGGAAGAGGUCAAUAGGUUGAGACAGGAAAAUGAGGUAGAUAUGCUGAGACAGGGAAAGGACGAUAUGGAGCAGGAAGAAAGAAUGCAAUUUGAAGGUGUAACAAAAACAGUCUUGAGAAAGUCUGUGAGGACGAUAGACAUAAAAGAGGAUGAAAUGGAUGAAACAGAGCAGAUAAAACAUGUGUUUUUAAAAGGCUUGGUACCUGAAGAGGAAGACUCCGAGGUGAAGCAGCAGAGUGAAAAGGAGGCAACAGAUGAGCGUCUGUCAGAUGAUUGCUUGAGAGAGAAGCUACGCCAGAUAGAAAGGGAAUGGAAAGAUGAGGUGGAGGAGAAGUUGAAGUCUGGAUCUUCAGAUGUCUCCAGUACCACUUCUGUAGUAGCAUACCAGAAGGUGGAGCAUAGGACUAAGAAGAGAGUGACUAUUGUAGAAGAGAGAGGGCAGAAGCAGAAUGGAAUAGAAAAGGUGCAGGUACAGCGUGAUGAAAUGUCAGAGGAGAGUCUAGAUAAAGAUGGGACAUUGUGUAAGACGGAAAUACGGGAGGAGAUAACUGAGAGAGAAGUCACAGAGAGGCUUCAGGCUGAGGAUCAAUCUCAGGUGGCAGAUAAGGACGUCUGGUUCAUACUUUUUGACCGCCCUCCGCGCAGAGCUGUUUUUAAACCACCAGUUACCACUAUGGAAAGUACUCAGGUGGAUGAAGGCGUGUAUUUCACCUCAGAGACUGAGAUCACAACAGUUGAGGAGAAAACAGAGAUUAUAGUAGAAGCGAGACAAACAUGGCGUGUACCGGAGAUCCCACCACCACAGACCAUCACAGAGAGAGAUGAUGGCUGGUUUGUGUUGCUGGAUGCUGUUCCCAGAGAAACAUCUUAUGUACCACCAGUUACCUUGAAGGGAAGAGACCAAAUGGGUGCAGAAAGGUUUAUCUCGGUCUCGGGCGAGGAGAUUAUAGAAGUAGUGUCUGAAGAGAGAAAGAUAAUAGAAGAGGCACCAAGACAUCUACAAGAAAUCCCACAACAGCCAGUGACCAACAAAGAUGAUGACUGGUUUUUGUUGCUGGAUGUUGUUCCCAGAAAAAGGCCAUAUGUACCCCCAGUUACUUUGACGGGAAGAGCCCAGAUGGGUCCAGACAGUUUUGUCUCUGUGGCUCUAACUGCAGCCGAGGAGGAGAUUAGAGAAGUAGUAGCUAUAGAAGAGUCACCGAGACAUCUACAAGAAAUCCCACAACAGCCAUUGACCGACCGAGAUGAUGACUGGUUUGUUUUGCUGGAUGUUGUACCCAGAGAAACAUCCUAUGUACCACCAGUUGCUGUUGCAGAGCGUGUUAAAGUGUCCCCAGAAGAACGUGUCUCUCUGGUUGAAAGAACAACCAUUGAGCGGAGAGAAAAAAGAGUGGAGAUUAUGGCAGAAGACAGAGAAAUAAAAGUGCUGAGUGAAACGCAAGUAGUAGCACUGCCACAGGCUGUGAGAGAGAUAGAAGAUGAUUGGUUAGUGAUGCUGGAUGUUCCCACCAGAGAUCCAUCAUAUGUGCCACCAGUUACCAUGGUCGAGUAUGUUCAGGUUUAUCCUGAAGAAAGCGUUCCUACUGUGGCUGAAACGAUAACAGUAGAGUCGAGGAAGGAGGCUGUAGUUGAAGAGAUUGUGGUGCAAAAAGAGGACAGAGGACAGCAGAAAGUAUCCCAGCCAGUCAGAGAAAGAGAUGAUGACUGGUUUCUUCUGCUGGAUGUUGUUCCCAGAGAAACGUCCUAUGUACCUCCAGUUUCUCUGGCGGUACCGAGCCAGAUUCAUCCAAGUGUUCAACCUCAGCGAAUUGAAGUGAUAAGCAUAGAGCAAAAGCUGCAGCAUGUUGAUCUUAAACCAAUUAGACUGCAGCCUUCCGAGCCACUGUCAGAGAGAGAUGAUGACUGGUUUGUGCAGUUUGAUACUGUUUGUGAAGAGGCAGUCCUACUUCCAUCAGUUGCUGUGGUUGAGCGUAUUGUGGAUGUGGUGGCAGUCACUGAACCGAAACCCAAAUUCAUCAUGGAAGACGUGAGGCCCCCGGUGAAGUUGGUGGAGAUGAAACCGUCACAUCCGAGACAGGUGGAUGACGACUGGUUUGUGCAGCUAAAUGUUGCAGCAAAAGUACCAGCGGCUGUGGAGGAACGUAUCCGUACGCAUCCUGAAGUAAGACCAGCUGAAGGGUUUGCAGCCAUAGAGCAGAGAGCACGGCAGAGAAUUACUAUAGUGGAGGAUAUGUGGCAGCAGGAGAAGGCGGUACAGCAGAAACCGCGUCCAGCAGUGAGAGAGGUGGAAGAUAAUUGGUUUAUUCUUCUGGAUGUGGCCACUAAGAAAUCAGUCGCUGUCACUGAGCACAUCCGCUUCCCAGCAGAGGUGAAAGUUCCUGCUGUGGCCAAAACAAGGAUUUCCGAGAAUAGACCACAGUUUGAGAAACGGAUCCUGGAGGAAAGACGUCCACUCGCACAAACCCAUGUCAACGAUGAUUGGUUUGUUCUGCUAGAUGUUGGCCUCAAAGAGUCAGUGGUGAUUACACAGAGGGGCACCCGUCCUGUCAGCGCUCCAGUCUUCUCCCAGGCUGCUCUGGCUGAGGCAGGGAUCCCCAUGGCCCUCCUCGAUCAGCCCCAGACCUCCACUCCAAUCAGGACCAGCCGGCUGGAGGAAAGAAAGCUGGAGGUCACUGUAGAAGCUGUGGAGCCUUCAAAAAUCGAGACUGUGGCUGAGGUUAAGCCAGCAGCGUGGAGGGACCAGAGAGAAGUAGACUCUUCCCUGAUAACCACCAUCAAUGGGGACAUUCAGCACGAGUCUGAGGUGACGAGCACAGAGGUGGUGCGAAUGCGAAAGAAAAGAGCUAAGAAAAUUGAGGGUGACUCAAUUUAUAUGAGACAUAGCCUUUUAAUGUUGGAGGAGUUCGAUAAGCCUCAGGAGGACCUACUCCGGCACCAUGCCAGCAUCAGUGAGCUGAAGAGAAACUUCAUGGAAGCCGCCCCGGAGACCAGGCCCAGUGAGUGGGACAAGCGCCUGUCCACGCACUCUCCGUUCCGUACCCUGGGUAUCAAUGGUCAGCCUCUGCCCAGUGCAGAUGGGAACAUUAGCUUCCUUUGCAAUGGUUCAGAGACAAAGACUGCACAUGAGGAAACCAGCAGCAAUUUGGGCUUUUCAGGCAUACCAAGGCCCACUGUAAGCCACAAGAGUGCGUCUGAUGGCGUUGAUGCCCACGGUGCUCCAGUUGAGGAGGAGUCAUGUGAUCAGGAAGUGGUUGUAGUUUUUGAGACCUCCUUGGUGCCCAUCCUAGAGGUGGAGAUGGCGCAGCUGCCUCCCUCCCUUGACCCAUGCUGUAAAGCUUUAGAUGGGACGCAGGAGGAAGAAGGAUCGUGUACCGAAGUGUUGGAGUGCUCUGGAAAGAUAGCUGGAUCUUCCCCGGCUUCCUAUUUCAGGGGCGAUGGUCCACAGGUCGUACGCUGCUUCCAGCCCCCUCUGGUGCAGACCCAGACAGUCACCAUCACAGCUGUCUCCAACUCCUUACCCAGUGGCAUCUCCACCACAGAGGUCCCUAUCGUCCCGACCAAGAGCAUCAUCUAUGAGUCUUCAAAGGUGGCAGCAGAUGGGACAGACGAGGACAAGGAUGACACAACUAUGUCCAGCUCCAAGACUGUUACCUCUGAGACUACCAGUGGCACCACAGUCACCACCACUACCACUCACAUCUCAAAGGUAGUAAAAGGCGGAUCUUCGGAGACUCGCAUGGAGAAGAGAAUCGUCAUCACUGCAGACUCUGACAUCGACCAAGCUAAGGAGAAAGACGGCGGAGCAUCAGCAUUGUAACUGAAUCACCACCUGCAUUUAUUCCUUUGACUCUCCACCUCUGACACACACUGACCAGCUCUAUCUGCGUACACAUAUCCAAAAAGAAAUAUUUCAUAAAUCUGCCCCAUUACGGAUAACUAAGUAGAUAAAUCUUAGCAGAUCCUCGUUGUUUUCUUUCUCAGUUGUAGGAAGGGCUGCACAGUGCUCGAGGUUGAUCAAAUGCUCAUCUCAUCCAGGUGGUAAUAAAAGCUUAGUGGACACACUUUUAUUGGUAAAAAAACCCAACAUUUUCAGUUGAGUGGUGUCAGUUAUGUUUGCUUUUAAAUGCUUUUAUUUUCCUAGUGGUUUUUACAUUGUUGACUUUAUACAAAUGCACUGUUUCGAUUCUAGCUUAGACACCAUUAUCAGCAUUUAUUCCCUUGGUGCCGCUUAGGGGAACGCUAAGUCUACAUUCAAGGGAAUACUUUUUGUUGUUGUUUACUUGUCUAUUUAAUUCAGGAGAGACAUUCUUUUUUUUAAAUGAAAUUACAUACCUCACAUCAAUAUGUGAACAAAGAUAUGCUGUGCACAAAUUUGUUGUUUGGCUUUGUUCACUGCUCAGGUACAAAAACAAAACAACUUAAAAAGCCCUUCUUCCCUAACCAGCCAAGAACCAGUAGCCUACACAUUAUUGUAAAGUUUGAAUUAAAAAUGGAUCUAUUUUGAAAUAUUCCUCUAUUUUAUAGACUUAAGGCUUUUAUAGUAUUUGUACAAAUUUGAGGUUUUUAAGUUAUUCAUCCAUCUACUCUUUAAAUUGUAGGUUACCAUUGUUCUGUUUACUGAAUUUCGAGGUCUCUACUUAAGAUUUGCUUACCCGUCUUGCCUGACACCCUGAAUCAUUCUUAUUCGUCUUGUAGUCCAACAAGUUUAUCAAACCUUUCACAAUUUCCAUAUGACAAUGGAGUGCUUCCCUCAGGCCUAUGUUUUUGUUCAGUAGUGUUUAUGUCAUUAUUGCUUUGAAAAUUCUUGGUUGAUAAGAGAAGUUUUACAAGCUUUGGUCUGUGUAUCUCAGGUUUGAUAUUCUUUGUAAGACUACUACAGACCUCCCUAUGAUUGUAUGAGGAAUGUCCGAAUAUUUAUAUCCAUCCCUCCUUUAAAGGGUGAGGUCAAUAAAAACAAAGCUUGUCUGUCACAGUAACCACACAUGUAAGAGCUGAAGGCAGCUGUCCCAGUAUAUGUGGCUUUUCUCUCAUAGGAGCACAAGUUGUCUUUUUUUACAUGUUCUACUAUACAGUAAUUUAUUUGUAUUGUAAAUCUUGUGUGAUUUGAUGUACUGUUUAAACACAAGCUGGUUUCCAGGCUUCCACUAGAGAUGUCACAAUGUUAAAUAUUGCAUUAAUUAUCAACCAAGUUUGUAAAGCCUUUUUACCACAUAGAAGUAGAUUGCUCUCUCACUUGCUGUGUUCUGUGCUUUUCCAUAGAAGAGGAAAUGCUUAAAAUAUAUGAAUCCCUUUUAGAUGACAUGUUUGUUAGAAAAGCCAUUGGUAUUGUAGUUACAUGGACAACAGAUACCUCUCCUAGAAGAAAAAUGUAGAAUUUCACAUGAAGAAAAUAGUUUUUAGACAAUGGAAAAUAGUUGCUUUGUGACUUAUCCCUGUCUUUUAAUUAAAAAAAAUAAAUAAAAGAAUGCAUUGUCUUA
This is a messenger RNA of Perca flavescens (yellow perch), 7693 nucleotides long. RefSeq names its product titin-like. Gene Ontology annotation, biological process: actomyosin structure organization; cortical actin cytoskeleton organization. The record is from RefSeq and is a predicted model, not a curated record. Bases 451 to 6033 code for a protein of 1860 amino acids. The transcript is spliced from 32 exons. NCBI's taxonomy places the organism in Eukaryota, Metazoa, Chordata, Actinopteri, Perciformes, Percidae. Gene Ontology annotation, molecular function: structural molecule activity; actin binding. Gene Ontology annotation, cellular component: plasma membrane; cytoskeleton.